AUGGCUGCUUCUUCUUCUUCAUUUUCCGUUACCUUAACCACCAAAAUCCCCAAAAUCGCUUCAACCCACCACAAAUCCCAUAAUUACCAAACUACCCAUCUCCAAUUCAAAUCAUCCCCUAUUCGCACCCUCCUCCAAUCCACACGCAGACCAAUCAACCUCCGCACCAACGCCGUCUCAAUCCAAUGCCUCUUCACCGGCCUCGUCGAAGAAAUCGGCACUGUCAAGCAAAUCGGAGCAUCCUCUAAUGGCGGUUUCGACUUAAAAGUCAACGCAAAGACCGUCCUCGACGGCGUCAAUCUCGGCGACAGCAUCGCCGUCAACGGCACAUGUCUAACCGUGACACAAUUCGACAAAAAUACUUCCGAUUUCACCGUCGGUUUGGCCCCCGAGACGCUGCGGAAGACAUCCCUCUCGGAAUUGGAGACCGGAUCGCCGGUGAAUCUGGAGAGAGCGGUGACUCCGGUGACUCGAAUGGGCGGACAUUUCGUGCAGGGUCACGUGGAUGGCACGGGGGAGAUUGUGUCUAUGGUUCCUGAAGGGGAUUCUUUAUGGGUGAAAGUUAGGGUUGAGAAGGAGUUGCUGAAGUAUAUUGUGCCGAAAGGGUUUAUUGCUGUGGAUGGGACUAGUUUGACUGUGGUCGAUGUUUUUGACGAGGAGGUUUGUUUUAAUUUCAUGCUGGUUGCUUAUACUCAGGACAAGAUUGUUGUUCCUAUGAAGAAGGUUGGGCAAAAGGUGAAUCUUGAGGUUGAUAUUCUUGGCAAGUAUGUGGAGAGGCUUCUCAGUAGCGGAUUUGUUUCGUCGAUUGCAACAAAGGACUCUGGGUUUGGGCCUAAGGCCAACCACUAA
Molecule: messenger RNA, 849 nt
Organism: Vicia faba (fava bean)
Lineage: Eukaryota; Viridiplantae; Streptophyta; Magnoliopsida; Fabales; Fabaceae
Source: the annotation of a GenBank genome assembly